Prorocentrum cordatum is the source of this 2956-nucleotide messenger RNA. The record is from the annotation of a GenBank genome assembly. Lineage: Eukaryota; Dinophyceae; Prorocentrales; Prorocentraceae.
GCUCAAGACUGGGCUCGAGGCUGCAGGCGAGCGCCGCACAGGAUUUGCAGCGCGCGUGUCCGAAGGCUGGCACGGCCGCCAGCGGCCAGCGGGUCAUGUUCCCCGAUGAGGGUGACCCGCUGCGCACGGUGCAGAGCAUGCUUCUGGAGGGGGGGGGGGGGGCCCAGACGCCACAGCGCAGCACCAGGCAGAGAGCGCUCUCGCGGGCCUCCUGCCUCGCAGCGGCGGCCGUCUGCGUCGCCGCGGGGCUCUGCCUCGCGACGCGGCAUCUGCAGCAGGGCUCGUCGGACAGCCAGUCCGAGGCCCCGCCCCCGUCGCCGGCCGCUCCAGCUGCGCGGGCCGCGCCCGAGGCGCCGGCGCCCCACGGCUUGCAGCGCGGCUCGUGGCAGCACAGCCUGGAGGCCCUGACGAAGGAGCUCCGCGAGGCGGCAGCCUCCCGCCGCGCACUUCUGGAGGCGCUGGCUGGGACCGACAAGCCGUUCGAUCGAUUGGCAGCUGGGCGUAAUCGACGACUUCAGCAUCAUCCCAUCAAAAGUUGUUUCUGCGUCUUACACUCGGCGUUGCCAACAGAUUAACGGACCGUAUUGUGAGCCCAAGCAGUGCGCAGAUGAGACGCACUCAGAUCUUGGAGUAGAUUGCGCUGUAGGUGUGUGCACGCGGACUUGCUUAACUUUUUCUGACCUGGGGCAUUUUCAGCCCGGAGACGCGGACGGGCACCCCAUCGUGUGCGGCGACGACUUUGCUGGGAUUGGGCAAGUUGAAUUGCCACGCCUGUACAAUCGCACAACUGAUUUUGUCCAAGGCAGCACUGGCUUUGUGCUGGUCGACCUGUGGGGGGGCGGCGGAGGCGGCACGGGCGCCGUGAAGACGGCGUCGUCCGAGAGCACGGUCUUUUUGGAUGUUUCGACCUCGUAUGGUUCGCUGUCGGGCCUAUACGAGCGGAAGGGGGCCACCGCCGGAGGGGCUAGCUGGUACAAGCACACGGACCAGACCCUGCACAUCUUUUACGAUCCUGAUUGCAGCGAUCAUGGCUGGGGCCCCUCGUGGUUCUUUAGCAGUAACGCGCCAGACACCACCAGGCGCAUUGGUUUGGACCCAGGCAACCUCUUCCAGUCCACCAACACAUGUAGGUUCAUAAUUGCAAUUCCUGGCGAGCCAAAUUCUGUCCCCAUGGGUCGUCAGAGAUGGGUCGCAGAUGGCAGAAAUGUCGACGUCACCGUCAAGCUGGCAACUUCGGAGGCAUGGGUGUGCGGCGGAGGCGGUGGCGGCGGCGCGCACGUGAAGGCGCUGGUGGAGAUGAAAGCUGGCCAGACUUAUCGAAUUGAGGUAGGCGAUGGCGGCACUCCCGGCAGCCAAGGAAAUUCCGCACAGAACGGGCGAGCCACGCGCCUCCUCCAGCGCACGGAGGCGUCAGACUGGAAGGUGCUUGCCGAGGCAGCUGGCGGCUUCGGCGCUGGCAAAUUCAACGCAGACUUUCAGUACAGCCCUGGCGGCCAGGGAGGCUUCUCCAGCCCGCACCGCUCCCACGUGGAAACGCACCCAGGCUCUGCUGGCUCUGCCUCGCGCAGCGAGCUCGUGCUGCCGAGCAAGAUCCUGCCUCCGGAGCGCCUUGUGGGCCCCGUAGAGCUCGUGUGCGACGAGGCCAAGCCAGGUGACAGCUGCAUGUGUGACGGGACCAAGCAACUGAGUUGUAGCGGUCCGUGGAGUUGGGACUCAGGAGGUCUAACAACGUCAAUCAACGUCAACGGCCAGGCUCUGAACAACUUCCGAACGCGCGUCGACGCCCGCCUGCCAUGCGGCGACAUCUACCCGCCGCGCAUCGGCUGCCGUGUGGAGUCGCCUGCUGACUGGUUCCUUACCUGCAGCUCCGCCUUCCGGCUGGGGUCCACCGACUCGAGCUUCAUGCACUGCCACGGUGCAGCCAUCGAACAAGUCGUGGGACACGGCGAUGGACAUGGCCAUGCGCAUCCAGGGCCGUGGGCUUCUAAGAUAGAGGUAGCCCUUCAGGGUCCGCUUGGUGGCUCCGCCGUGGUUGGCCGUGGCGCAGCAUCGGCGGCCGCUGCUGGGCACGGCGGUGGCGGCUUCUGCCCAGUCAUGCUGAGGUCCGGUGGCGAAGGGGCGCCGGCAGUCGUCCAGGGCCACGCGGGCAGUGCCGGGAAAGCAGGCCUGGCCACGCUGAGCCAAUGCCGCCGCCGCGGCGCCUACGUGCUCGCCCUGCAGCGAUGCCGCGCUGGCCGUGGGGCGUGGACGCUGCACGGGCUGUGGCCAGAAGGGGCACAGGACUGCUCGGGCGAUGCCUUCAGGCUGGGCGGGCUGGGCGGCCUGCGGGCGCGCAUGAGCGCCGCGUGGCCGAGCUGCUCGGUCAGAUCUUCUGCGGAGGGUUUUUGGGAGCACGAGUGGCGCAAGCAUGGCACUUGCUUCGGCACCGAUCAGAUGCGCUACUUCGAGCUCUCCCUGCAGCUGCUCGAGAAGCAUUCUGGCGCGUGUGCCGGCUGGACGUCAGACGAGUGCAGGCUGUGCUUGACCGCCGACUUCGAGCUCUGCGCUGGCCUAUCAGACGGCUUGUCCACUCUUGUUGCGUAGCUGGCACAUGGAACUCGCGCAGGCAGCGCAGGCCGUCUUCCGGGCGGCCAGCGGACCCUAUUGAGGAACGGCGCAGCUCGACUUCAUGCAGCGAUUCUGAGGCAAUGGCCUCAUGCUCGGCCGCGAUGUGGCGACGGUUGUCGCCGCCGCCGUCGGUGGCCAGCGGCCUUCCACGGCCCUCGCAGGGGCGGCGCCGGAGGCGCCGCCAGGGCGGUCCAGCGCCGAUCCGAGAAAUCCGCGCGGACCACCGAGUUUUUAUGGUCAUGUCAUUGUUUGUUCCUCCACUCGCAGGCCCUCGCAGGCCUUCGCAGGCCCUCACCGGAGUGGGCAGCGGCCCUUCGGCGGCUCUUGGCGGCCAUUCGGCGGCUCUCGG